AUGAGCCGGGACCCAAGAAAGGUGGCUCGGGCAAGUGUGACUGCCAAGACGUUUGCCAUGAUUUUCAACAGUUUUGUCGACGAAUUUAGUUACAAGAGCAUGAUCUUCACAGCCAUCAUCAUCUUCGGCGGCUUCAACCUCUCCAACUGGGCCUUUGGCUGGCUACGCUCCUCGUCUUCCUCUGCGGCCCCCAAACAUCCCCUCGACUACGAAUACGACUACCCACCCCAAACCCCGCAUCGCGCCCCCUCGCACACCUACACCCCGUACCAACAACAACAACAACAACAACAGCAGCAGCAACAACGUCUCCAUCACGACGCCCAGUUCCAACGCGAAUUGCAGAAUGCAGAGAAUUGGGGUGGGAAUUGGAGUGCGUUGCCGCGAUAUGCGGAGGAUGGGCAAGGCCAGGGCCAGGGACUGGGUGUCGUCGGCAGGGCGGGCGGAGAGUAUAGUCGUGAUGCUCCGGUCAUGGCGCGGCUGAUUGAACAGGGUCAGGGUCGGGCUCAGGCUCCUCCGCCUUUGGUGCACAGUGUCAGUGCGCCCGGGGUGGCGAUGACCUCUUCGGGCGUUGGGGUCGAGGAAAGUGUGGGUGCGCGGGCGAGUAAAUCGGCGAGAAAGAGGGGGUUGUUUCGAUGA
Plenodomus lingam JN3 is the source of this 639-nucleotide messenger RNA. RefSeq lists its product as uncharacterized. Lineage: Eukaryota; Fungi; Ascomycota; Dothideomycetes; Pleosporales; Leptosphaeriaceae. Gene Ontology annotation, cellular component: nuclear envelope; nuclear membrane. The record is from RefSeq and is a predicted model, not a curated record. Gene Ontology annotation, biological process: nuclear envelope organization; lipid homeostasis.